This is a messenger RNA of Laetiporus sulphureus 93-53, 789 nucleotides long. RefSeq lists its product as uncharacterized. Lineage: Eukaryota; Fungi; Basidiomycota; Agaricomycetes; Polyporales; Laetiporaceae. The record is from RefSeq and is a predicted model, not a curated record. The transcript has a single exon. Bases 91 to 609 code for a protein of 172 amino acids.
GUUACUAAUUCUGUUUUUCAUCUAGAGGAUUCGCGACGGGUGCGAAACCAGGCACUUCGAACGUCGCCAGCGGACCCGGCACAGGCGCCAAUGCAAUUGGUGUUGCCCCCAGGCCGGAUGCCGUCUCUCCCUCACACGACAUCAGCAAAGAAGAGGAGCGACGGCGGAAAGAGGAACGCAGGCGAGAGAAAGAGGAGAAGCGCGCCCGGAAGGAGAAACGACGCGUUGAGCGGGCACGCACCCUGGACUACGAUGAUAAAGAAGGCGACCAGCGUAGCAGGCACCUGCACCGCUCGCGCUCGCGCUCUCCACAGAGAAGAGACAGAUACAGAGACGCUCGAGACGACGGGCGACCCCACAGUCGAUAUGCACGCUCACGGAGCCGGUCGAGGACUCCGCCCGUGCGGAGACCGUCCGGAGACUACAAUGAGCAUGAACGGGAGCGGGAGAGGGAUCGCGACCGGCGGAGAUGGGAGGAGAAUCCACGGCGUGAGCGGCCUUCGGCUCGUUGGGGGCGAGAUUGACUGGCGUGACUGCGUUGUAAGGCUACGCCCACUCGAGAUAGUCUCCCUUGGACAGGUACGCGAUCAUAGCUUCUUCACUUCCUAGCCUUUUCACUUCCCCUCUUGGUGUAUUCGUACCAUAUCGUCGCCACCAGCCCCAUCUUCCCGCCUGACUGUCUAUGUUCUUAGUAUACUGUUCUGAUGCGAGUGCGCUCUCGUCCACCUGCUGCAAUACAGUGUCCACUGCAGCGGUGUAUUUACCCACCUAUGCAUCCCUAGCCGGCAC